Molecule: messenger RNA, 6439 nt
Organism: Chiroxiphia lanceolata (lance-tailed manakin)
Lineage: Eukaryota; Metazoa; Chordata; Aves; Passeriformes; Pipridae
Gene: TIAM2
Product: TIAM Rac1 associated GEF 2
Biological process (GO): activation of GTPase activity; positive regulation of axonogenesis; small GTPase-mediated signal transduction
Cellular component (GO): membrane; synapse
Molecular function (GO): guanyl-nucleotide exchange factor activity; protein binding
Source: RefSeq, a predicted model, not a curated record
UGUGGCUGCAAGGAGCGAAGUAGGGGUAGAAACUUCUCCGCUGGGAGCUGGGCGCGCCGCGGAGAUUAAGUCCUCGUGGUUGCUCCGCACCCGCGGACAGAUUGCCAACACUACAAAAAUAAAGACUUCCAGCAAAUAAUUCUUCAGCUUGGAAAGCUGCAAGGACACCUCACCCUCUCUCUGUGCUUUCACUCAUGAUGCAGAGAGAAAGAAGACAUUUGGAGAUCAAAUAAAUUAUGCAAGGAGAAGCUGAUCAAGAGAUCUCAAGAGUUGUGGCUUCCUGGGAUUGUCUGUCAGAGGAAUGAAGAGCGAAAGAAUAACUUUCCGUCGAGAAGAAGGCUGCAUGCAACUCAUCCUGGGUUUGGCAAGCGUAGUAACUGGCCAUGUGGACAAUGCAGAGCACGCUAACUGCUAACCGUGCCCAUGUUUGAGUGAUCCUACAGUGGAAAAUGGGGAAUUCAGAAAGCCAAUACAGUCUUCAGGGAUCAAAAAGUCAUGCUGCUGCUACAGCUGGUGCCAAGCAGAAGCCUUGCUCUCUGAAAAUUCGCAGCAUUCAUGCUAAAGAUGAAAAGUCUUGCUCUGUGCAUGGAUGGGGACAUACCAACAGUGGCUCAAACUACAAAUCAAGGUCCCUUGCCAGAAGCUGCCUUUCACACUUCAAGAGUAGUCAGCCUUAUUCAUCCAGACUUAGUGACACUGUGAUGAAGGUCCCCAAAAGCAGUGCCCAUGCCAAACACAGGACAAAUGCCUCAGGGGACUACUGCCAAGGAAAUAAUGCAAUGUUUUUGCCGGAGAAUGGUUUCCACUAUAUUGACCUUCAAGCUGGAAGUAAUCAUGCUGCCUCUCGAGAAUGCAAUGGCCACAUUUUAAAUUGCUAUGGAAAGAAUGAGAGUCUUGCAUCAACCUCCCCAUCAGAGGACAGAAAGAGUCCAAAAGUUCUCAUUAAAACACUGGGGAAGCUGGAUGGGUGCCUGCGGGUCGAGUUCCACAACAGCAACAACAGCAAGGUACCGAUAGAGGAGUCCAGUGGACCAGUGCAGUUGCUGAGGUAUUCACCUGCCUUGGAAUCUAAGCCAAAUAAUCUGCUGGAUGUCAGGAGGAACUCCAGUGCAGACUGUUCUUCAAGCCAUCGUCUGUCACCUACUGAUUCAAGGCUUCGAUCUAGUAAAGGAAGCUCCCUCAGCUCCGAGUCUUCAUGGUAUGACUCCCUCUGGGGAAAUGCUGGGGACAUUAAUGAGCUGGAUGGUUCAUAUUUGACCAGGAGCACUCCGGAUACAAGCAUUCGUGCCAGUUUCCCAGCAAGCGAAAACAAGAAGUCCUUCAACCAAAGUUCAUCUCUUUCCUCACUUCGAGAUCUCUAUAAGGAUACAAAUCUGGAAAGCACUCCUCCACCUGGGAUCAGGCUGUCUGAUGAGUAUAUUGGCACUCCUGGUAGCCUAAGCAACCGUGUCUCAUUUGCCUCAGACAUUGAUGUUCCCUCCAGGGUAGAGCAGGGAAGUCCUGCACGUUACACCUCCUACACACUCCCAUGCAGGAAGUCUAAGCCUCUCAGUGAAGAUGCAUCCAAGAAGGAUACAUUAAAAAACCGAAUGCGACGCAUCAGUGACUGGACAGGAAGUCUGUCAAGGAAGAAAAGGAAGCUGCAGGAGCCAAAGUGUAGAGAUGGGAGUGAAUACUUAGACAGCAGAACGGACAACUUCAGUACCGACACGCUGGCACCAUCACAGCUCUCUACCUUACUGUGGUCACCUGGCUCCAGCCAUGUCCUGUCCCAGAGAAGCGAGUCCACCAAUGCAGUCAGUAGUGGCUUGAGGCAGAACAUUUGAAACUUCAUGCGGGAGCUGGAGAUGAGCAGGAUGAACUUGGAGAAUACCGAGACCUCAUCAGAAACAGAGACUCCAGUGGCGAGCCUCAGCUCCUUGGAGCAGCUGGAUUUGUUGUAUGAGAAAGAGCAAGGAGUGGUGCGCAAGGCAGGGUGGCUGUUCUUCAAACCCUUGGUGACCCUGCAGAAGGAGAAAAAGCUGGAGCUGAUCACACGGCGGAAGUGGAAGCAGUACUGGGUCACACUCAAAGGUUGUACUCUACUGUUUUAUGAGACCUAUGAAGGAACCGCGAUGAGGCAGAGCAGUUUGCCUCGGUAUGCCCUGUUUGCAGAAGACAGUAUAGUUCAGUCUGUUCCAGAAGAUCCCAAGAAAGAAAAUGUGUUUUGUCUCAGCAAUUCUUUUGGAGAUGUCUACCUGUUUCAGGCAACAAGCCAGACAGAUCUGGAAAACUGGGUUACUGCUAUACAUUCAGCCUGUGCUUCCCUUUUUGCGAAGAAGCUUGGGAAAGAGGACACUGUUAGGCUGCUGAAAAAUCAAACCAAGAGUCUCUUCCAGAAGAUUGACAUGGAUGGCAAAAUGAAAAAGAUGGCAGAGUUGCAGCUCUCAAUUGUUAGUGAUCCAAAAAACAGAAAGGCCAUAGAGAAUCAGUAUCUAAACAGGAUCCAGCAAUGGGAACAGAACCUGGAAAAGAUUUAACAUGGACCUUUCCGAAUGCGAUGUUACAUAGGCCAGUUUAAGGUGGGGGAGCGCCCAAACCCAAAGAGCCUUUUGGCUGCUGCCAGUCGUCCGUCAAAAUUGGCAGUGGGGAGGCUCGGCAUUUUCUCUGUCUCAUCCGUUCCAUGCACUGGGAUCUGCUCCAGGGAUGAAGCUGCUCUCAGAAACCGUACCCUGUCGACUCAAAGGGUUCGAAAUAAGAAGGGUUUAUUUUCUUCGCUAAAAGGACUGGACACAUUGGCAAGAAAAGGAAGAAAGAGACCUUCCAUAACUCAGGUUUUUGAUUCAGCUGGAGGACAUGGAUUUGCUGGUGUUCAGAAUUCAGCCAACUCUGCUGAGCAGCAAGUCGAUGAUUAUUUGAAUAUCUACUGUUCAGUGCCAGAGAGCAUCCAGAAGGAGAAUGCUUGGGAAACACAGACAUAUGUUCAUUUCUGUGAUGGCCAAGGCGUGGCACUGACACUCAAGCCAGAGCACAGGGUGGAGGAUGUUCUGUCUUUGGCAUGCAAGAUGAAACAGCUGGAGCCAAGACACUAUGGCCUUCAACUCAGAAGACUGGUUGAUGAAAAUACUGAGUAUUGUGCUCCUGAACCAUACGAGUACAUAUUAGACCAGGAAAGUGUGUAUGAUGAAAUAGAAAUUUGUCCAUUGAACGUUUAUCAUGUUCAUCUUACAAAGAGUGAAAACAUAAGUGAUUAUGGCUUUGCUGUCACAGCACAAGUUGCUGAAAAUGAGCAUCUCACCCAUAUCUUUGUGAGUGAUGUACUCCCUGAUGGACUGGCAUACAAGGAAGGGCUCCGAGUAGGCAAUGAAAUCCUGAGCAUAAAUGGAGAGGCUGUGUCUGUUCUUAACCUCAGGCAAAUGGAGAUGCUGUUUUCACAGAGAAGUGUAAUGCUCACAGUGAGAAUGACCCAGCAACCCUUAUGUGUAUCCUGGUCAGAUGGUGACAUUUCCCGGGAUCCAAAGAGUUUGUUGCCCCCUCCAAACCAGUCACAGCUCCUGGAAGAGUUUCUAGAUAACUUCAAAAAGAACACAGCAAAUGAUUUUAGUAAUGUACCUGAUGUCACAUCCAGUUUGAAAAGGAGCAGUACUGAUGGCACUCUGGACCAAGUGCCACACAGGGAGAAGACUGAUCCACCUUUCAGGAGUGCGGAGCAGAUCAGUGCAUUGUGCCGGAACUUCCAAGAAGUCCAAGCAACCAGUAUGGAAGGACAGAAGGACAACCAGGAUCCACCUCCACGACCACUGGCUCGCCACCUUUCUGAUGCAGAUAGAUUGAGAAAAGUCAUCCAAGAACUUAUGGACACUGAGAAAUCUUAUGUCAAGGACUUGAGCUGCCUCUUUGAGCUGUACUUGGAACCCCUUCAAAAUGAAACCUUCCUCACUCAGGAUGAGAUGGAGUCCUUGUUCGGCAGUCUGCCAGAAAUGCUGGAUUUCCAGAAGGUGUUUUUGGAGACCCUUGAAGACGGAAUAUCUUCUUCCUCAGAUUUUAAUACAUUGGAAACACCAUCUCAAUUCGGAAAGGUUAUUGUUGCUGUGCUGAAUUCUGCCCUGCUCGUGCUUUUCCCUACUGUUCUCAACUUACCUGCUACACACUGGGAGCUUUUCUUAUGUGAGGUCCAAGAAGAGGGCCUACAAAGUAAAUUGCUGUUUUCCCUUGGAGGCUCCUUUCUGUAUUAUGCUGACCACUUUAAACUGUACAGUGGCUUCUGUGCAAACCACAUCAAAGUUCAGAAAGUUCUUGAGAGAGCCAAAACAGAUAGUGCCUUUAAGACCUUUCUGGAUGCUCGAAAUCCCACAAAGCAACAUUCUUCUACACUGGAGUCAUAUCUCAUAAAGCCUGUUCAGAGAGUGCUGAAAUAUCCUCUGCUUUUAAAAGAGCUGGUGUCUCUGACAGAUAACGAGAGUGAGGAGCACUAUCAUUUGACAGAAGCACUAAAGGCAAUGGAAAAAGUAGCAAGUCACAUCAAUGAGAUGCAGAAAAUAUAUGAAGAUUAUGGCACUGUAUUUGACCAACUGGUUUCAGAUCAAAGUGGAACAGAAAAAGAGGUGACAGAGCUUUCAAUGGGAGAACUUCUGAUGCACUCUACAGUUUCUUGGCUGAAUCCUUUCCCAUCACUGGGCAAAGCAAGAAAAGACCUUGAACUUACAGUGUUUGUUUUUAAGAGGGCUGUUAUACUGGUGUAUAAGGAGAACUACAAACUUAAAAAGAAAAUGCCUACUAAUGUUCGUGCUGCACAUAAUUAUGGGGACUUGGAUCCAUUUAAAUUUCGUUGGCUGAUUCCUUUAUCUGCUCUUCAAGUUCGACUGGGGAACACAGCAGGAACAGAGAACAGCUGUAUCUGGGAACUGAUUCACACCAAGUCAGAACUAGAAGGCAGGCCAGAAACAAUUUUUCAGUUGUGCAGCAGUGAUUCUGAGAACAAAAGUAACAUUGUGAAGGUGAUCCGUUCUAUUUUGCGGGAGAAUUUCAGACGUCACAUAAAAUGUGAACUACCGCUGGAGAAAACUUGUAAAGAUCGCCUUGUCCCACUCAAAAAUCGUGUACCUGCAACAGCCAAAUUGGCUUCCACAAGGCCCUUGAAGGUAUUGAAGAAUUCAUCCAGUAGUGAGUGGAAUGGUGACCCGGGGAAAGGUACCUUUCAGGACUCUGAUGAGUGCAGCCUGAGCAGCAGUACUCAGAGCAGCAGCUGCCACACUUCUGAGAACAUACAGGAGCCCAAAAACUCAUCUCCCAAUAAACAUGUAGAGAGCUGUGCAUCCGACUUUUCUAAUGUUCUUGUCAAAGAAUCUGAUAUUCUCAGUGAUGAGGAGGAGGAUUAUCAGAGCCUGAAGAAGGGCAGUCCUACAAAAGACAUUGAAAUACAGUUUCAGCGGCUGAAGAUUUCAGAGGAACCCAGUACUGACCCUGAACGGGAUCAGGCUGCUGAAAAUGAGGGAGAUGGCUUUGAGAUAGGACAGCAUCCAAAGCUUGUGCGUGGCCAUUUCUGCCCAGUGAAGAGAAAAGUAAACAGCACAAAGCGUAAUAGAGGAACUUUAAUGGCAAUGCAAGAACGUCACCAGUCCCUUGACAGUCACUCUGAUGCUGCAAACCUGGAUCUGAACUCUAUUUUAGAGAGAGAAUUUAGUGUUCAGAGUUUAACAUCUGUAGUUAAUGAAGAUUGUUUUUAUGAAGCUGUGGAGAGGCAUGGAAAAUCCUAGCUUUCUAAGCAGAUUAUUUAAAAUAUUCAUUUGAAGUCCACAAAAAAUUCAACAAACAUUUUGUUUUAAAACUAGUAAAUUCAUGGAAGCUGCAGGAAAACUACUAUCUGAUUUUGUGCACUAAUACAUUUUUCCACAAAAACAGCUGUAAAGGAUUCUUAAGUUAUUUUAAUUUAUUGUAGAUCAAAAAUAGAUUAAGUUGGCCAAGGUCUGUAAAUUAGUUCAUCCCUUUCAAGCAGUUAUUAAGAUGAUGUAGUGUUCUUGGGGAUGGCCUCAUUAGUAUUUUAAGUAACGUGGAAGAGGUGCUAGUGAGUGGCAGAGGGCUUUACAAUGGAAAGUAGCAUUGCAAAAUAAAUUUUUCAAUACCUUGGGCAUUUUAUUUCUUUGGUUUUCAUGUUUGCUUUAUUUAAAGCAGAAUUAAGUUAUUUUAAUGUGUUUUAGUGCACAACAGUGCAGAAGUUUCAUUUUGUAUGUUUCAAUGCUGUUUAUACUUUAUAUAUAUGUGUAAAUACAAAAACAAAGCUUGGCCUGUAAUCUUUUAUUUGACUGUAUUUUUUAUUUUCUCUACCAAUCUGUACAGUAAAAGACAAAUAAGUAUUGUACUUAGCCAUGUUUUCUUCUUUUUAUCGUGCUGCUUUUCUCUAGUUGGAGCUUUAAAUACCAAAUUCUUUGCCUCUGCAUAAAUGAGAAGAGUAUUAGCAGAC